Molecule: messenger RNA, 1494 nt
Organism: Sphaerulina musiva SO2202
Lineage: Eukaryota; Fungi; Ascomycota; Dothideomycetes; Mycosphaerellales; Mycosphaerellaceae
Product: NAD(P)-binding protein
Exons: 3
Coding region: 9-1124 (371 amino acids)
Cellular component (GO): intracellular anatomical structure
Molecular function (GO): oxidoreductase activity, acting on NAD(P)H, oxygen as acceptor
Source: RefSeq, a predicted model, not a curated record
UCACCACCAUGUUCAAACACAACAUCCUCCGCCAGGUCUCGAGAGCCUCAACCACCGCUGUCCGCCCACCCACCGCAGCCGCCGUCGCUCGCCAGACGACUCGCGGCAUUCGCAUCACACCAAACGUCAAGCGCGAGGACGAUGUCGUCAAAGAUAAGCACGACGAGUACUCGACCACGGGCAAGCCCGGAGCUUUCAAGCACGAGGGCGAGUUCUCGCGAACAGAUAACACCAUUCGCGUCGAGUACCCCGAGGAGGAGAAUCUCCCUAGCUCCACCCCCGUUCAGGGACGUGGAGGCUUCCACUUCAAGCGCACACUCGAGACCUUCAGCUUAGAGGGUCGCACGGGAAUUGUGACGGGAGGUGCUCGUGGCCUGGGCCUGGUCAUGAGUCAGGCCUUGGUCAUCAGCGGAGCCAACAUUGCCAUUGUGGACCUGAACAAGGAGGAGGGCGAGAAGCAGGCUCAGAUGCUCAUGGAGACAUUCCGCAAGGAGAACCCGGGUGCCGCUGACCGCGACGUUCCCAAGGUCACGGCCCACUACUGCGAUGUCUCUUCGCCAGACUCGGUGAACGCCGCAAUGGCUGAGAUUGUGGAGAUGCACGGCAAAGUCGACCACCUCGUCACCUCUGCCGGUUUCACCGAGAAUUUCGACGCGAUCGAGUACCCCCACGACCGUAUGCAGAAGCUGUGGGGCGUCAACGUGGAUGGGACAUACCUGUGGUCUUGCGCCGUCGCCAAGCACUUGAUGAAUCGUCAGGCCAAAGGCAGCAUGGUCAUGAUUGGCAGCAUGAGCGGUGCAAUUGUCAACGUGCCUCAGCCACAGGCUCCAUACAACGCCGCCAAGGCCGCAGUGCGACACCUGGCUAGUUGCCUUGCCGUCGAGUGGGCUCACGCAGGUAUCCGUGUGAACUGCAUUAGCCCGGGCUACAUGCUUACAGCACUUACCAAGAAGAUUCUUGAUGACAACCCAGAGCUUGCACAAAAGUGGACCAGUCUGAUUCCUCAGGGCAAGAUGGGUCGUCCAGAAGAUCUCAUGGGUGCCGUGACUUUCCUGCUGUCUGAUGCGGCUGGAUAUGUCACUGGUGCCGAUCUCCGUGUUGACGGCGGUUACACUGUCACCUAGACGGUUUUGCACCAUCAUCACAUAUGCAAAGAUGGCAACGCAUCAUGACUUGGGAGAAUGUCACCGCAUUCCACGAGUAGCCUCGACGCGAGUGGGCAAAAAAGAGCCUGACAGAGACGGAGAGAAGAUCAGAUAAGAGACUGGUCUAUAAGCAGCCAGCCGACCGAACGAUGAUUGUGAUGCGGCGUUUAGGGGGGUUCGUUUCUGUGCUCACACGGUCUCGGGGCUUUGGCGAGUAUGUACGCUAGGUAUGCUGAGUGGUACUGUAGUUGUAUGAUGUGCAAUACAUGCGGUGCCUGUACGCCGCAUUUCGUGCUUCAUGCACAGUGAGGUACCGGAGCGAACACACUAUUGACAGCUACUCAGAUCU